Cuculus canorus (common cuckoo) is the source of this 1220-nucleotide messenger RNA. RefSeq names its product growth arrest and DNA damage inducible beta (gene GADD45B). The record is from RefSeq and is a predicted model, not a curated record. Lineage: Eukaryota; Metazoa; Chordata; Aves; Cuculiformes; Cuculidae. The transcript is spliced from 4 exons. Gene Ontology annotation, cellular component: cytoplasm; nucleus. Bases 190 to 657 code for a protein of 155 amino acids. Gene Ontology annotation, biological process: regulation of cell cycle.
CGAGCAGCUCAGAAGCGAUCGCGGUGGAGCAGCGGCGGCGGCGGAGGGGGGACCGGGAGCAUCGCGACAGCAUAGCGACAGCAUCGCCGCAGCCCCGAGACAGCUCUGCGACAGCGGCAGCACCGCUCUCGGGAUUAUCGCGUUCGGGAUUUGCCUCCCUCUGUUCGCCCUUUGGAUUACAAUUGCACCAUGACCCUGGAGGAGCUGGUGCCCUGCGACAGCAGCAAGAUGCAGGCGGUGAGCGAGGCGGUGGAGCGCGUGCUGGUGGCGGCGCAGCGGCAGGACCGGCUCACGGUGGGGGUCUACGAGUCCGCCAAGCUCAUGAAUGUGGACCCUGACAGUGUGGUGCUGUGCGUUUUGGCCACCGACGAGGAAGACGAAGGUGACAUCGCCCUGCAGAUCCAUUUCACCCUCAUCCAAGCCUUCUGCUGUGACAACGACAUCCACAUCCUGCGUGUCUCGGGCAUGCAGCGCCUGGCUGCCAUCCUGGGCGAGCCCGAACCGGGCACCGAGCCCCGCGACCUCCACUGCCUCUUAGUCACGAAUCCACACACGGAUGCGUGGAAGAGCCAAGGGUUGGCUGAGGUGGCAAAUUACUGCGCCGAGAGCCGCGACAGGAACCAGUGGGUACCAUACGUCUGCCUGCAGGAGCGCUGAUGCCCAGCUCUGGACCUGAAACGGGAGGAAUCAAAAAAAUCGGGAAGAAAGAGGAGAAAUGGCCAGUUAAAAAAAAAUAUAAACCCAAACACCCACCGAUUUUAUUUUACUUUUUAACCGGAGAGGAGAGGAAAAUGAAGAAGGAGCAGCCCGGCCGCAGCGGUGGGCAUGGGAAGGAGGCCAGCCAUGCCUGGUGGGACGCUGGCCCUGGAGCGCGCCGGAGCUGUGCCGCGGAGUUGUGCUUGGCCGCAGGAACCGGGGGACAACGGUGCUGAGGCGCCCCGGGCCUGGCGCUGCGGAGACGAGAUGGAGACUGGUUUGGUUUUCUUUCUUUUUUUGGCAUCUGUGUCUGGACAGAGGAGAGGACUGCAGAGGGAAUGGAUUUAUUUUGCAAACAAACUGCUUUUUCCAAGGGAUAAAUUGUCUGCAGCCACAGACCUGCAGCACCGGUGCCAGUUGUUGCACUCGAGCUACUUGGAGACCCUGAACUGAACCGAUUCUAGAGUUUAUUCUUAUACAGAGUUAAGAAAAAGUCAUUAUUUGCAAUAAAAUGUCUGAAAUCA